AUCAAUACUGUAAUGCUGGUAACUGAUAAGUAAUUCAUUAUAACCCGAACAUUCAAACAUGAAUAAAUAACAUAGAAUCGAUAAAUAAUUAAUCACAACAAUGUUGUUAUAUUCCCUCGAUAUCUUUUAUGAGUAAUACCAUUGAUUUUGAGAAGUUUGGAAGUAGCAAUGAUUACACGCAAAUAAGACGACAAAAUGUAUGAAAAAAAUCGUUAUUCCUCAGAUAUUACAUAUGCUUUAGGGCUGUAUAAAAUAUUAGGCCGCGCAUUAGGCAUUUGGCCUCUCCAAUGCCAAGACAUUUUAUCAAUAUUUAAUAUUACAUUUGUGGUGACAACUCAGUUAUGGAUGUCAAUCAGUCUUACAAAACAAUUAAUAAUGAAAGGAAACUGUGGUGCAGUAACAGAAUUAGUAGAUGUCAUAAGUCUUAUCGCUUGUGGAUUUGUCACAGUUGUAAAAGUAAUUGUACCGAGAGUUUACCAUACAGAAAUGAAUGUUAUUGUGAAUUCGGCGAUUAAUGACUGGAAAACGGUAAAUAAUAAGAGAUAUCGACUUAUAAUGCUAAAAUAUGCGUACAUCGGUAGAGUUGUGUUUAUAGUACAAAUGAUUGGAGCAUAUGCAGCAGGAUUUCCACUUAUUAUUUCUAAAUUGCCAUUUAUAAUGGUAUUGUGGAGCAAUGACCGAAAUGAUAGUGCAUCAAUGCAUACGGUUCCAAUUGGCCCGAGUUGUUGGGUGUCUUCUGAUAUUUCCAUGUUUCACUAUAUUUUUUACUACAUCUUCCAAUCUAUUCAACUACUUGUUGUUUGCACUGCGUAUAUUGGAGCCGACACUUAUUUUUUUGGCAUCGCAAUGCAUGUUUGCGGUCAAUUCGCACUUCUUUCUCAUAGCCUUGAUAAUAUUUACAGCAAUGGGGAUAUAGUAAUCCAAAAACAUGAACUUUCUCUAUUCAUAAAACGUCAUAAACAUCUACUACUUCUGGCGAAUAACUUUGAAGAAACGUACAAUUUAAUUAUUUUGAGCCAAGUUGCAAUCGAUACUUUGCUGAUAUGUAUAUCAGGUAUCGUUCUACUUAUGACUAUGCAUACUAGAGAUUUGGUUGUAAUUGUUGGGCUUAUAAUUCGCAUAUACCUCGUGUAUGUUCAACUUUUCAUUUAUUGCUAUGUUGGUGAACAAUUACGUACACAAGCCGAUAGAAUGGGUUCAACUAUUUACAAUUGUUCAUGGUACAAUAUGCCUCCGAAAAUAAGUAAAAACAUAGUAUUUAUGAUUAUGCGAACAAAUUAUUCUUUUAAUCUUACAGCGGGUAAAAUGUAUUCUAUGAAUAUUGAAAAUUACAAGAACAUUGUUAAAACUAUGGCUUCUUUUUUUUCUGUGCUUCGAUUAAUGUUUAUUGAAAACGAGUGAAUUAUAUUUAAUAAAUACAGUUGUAAGAUCGCAGAAAUUAUGUCAAUUAUUUACUUCUGAUUAUGGAGUAUUUAUUAAAAAAUAAUAAAAAAAUAAUCUA
Messenger RNA from Cotesia glomerata, 1501 nucleotides. RefSeq names its product odorant receptor 13a-like. Bases 196 to 1401 code for a protein of 401 amino acids. Gene Ontology annotation, biological process: detection of chemical stimulus involved in sensory perception of smell; sensory perception of smell. NCBI's taxonomy places the organism in Eukaryota, Metazoa, Arthropoda, Insecta, Hymenoptera, Braconidae. The transcript is spliced from 3 exons. Gene Ontology annotation, cellular component: plasma membrane. The record is from RefSeq and is a predicted model, not a curated record. Gene Ontology annotation, molecular function: odorant binding; olfactory receptor activity.